Fimicolochytrium jonesii is the source of this 2463-nucleotide messenger RNA. RefSeq lists its product as uncharacterized. NCBI's taxonomy places the organism in Eukaryota, Fungi, Chytridiomycota, Chytridiomycetes, Spizellomycetales, Powellomycetaceae. The transcript has 2 exons. Bases 1 to 2463 code for a protein of 820 amino acids. The record is from RefSeq and is a predicted model, not a curated record.
AUGUCCCGAAGAUCCUCCACCACCUCCUCAAGAAGAUCCAGCGUCGCAGACCUGUCCAACGCGGUCUCGAAGCCACCUAUCCUGCCACCAAUGACCAGGACCAAGAACCAGCGCACGGACUCGCCGGUUCCCAGUACCCCGGUCCGCUCCGUGUACCCCCACAAACCAAUCGAGGUCGACCCUCCCCCUCAGAUCGACAGAGGGUUCAGAGAAGCCACCAGCUCCCGUACUCCCGCCCCAAUGAAGGCAACGGGGAACAAACGUCCGCCAAUCCGCUCGCCCAGAAUCACCGUGCGAAAUGCCGGCGACACCCCUGUUGACACCCGCAAGAAAAGGAAGGUGUUGGAUACGCCCGAAGAGCCACGAAGAGGCAAAGCGAUCAUCGGCUCCGCCACUCUCAGUGUCUCCGGCCUGGACCCGGAAGAGGAUGAGUUCACGAGCGAGACCCUGACGAGAGACGUGGGAUACCAGCCCGGAGAGGAAGAGGAAUACUACGGAGCAGAGAAGAAUGGAGCUGUCUGCAUGUGCGAAAACCCGGACGAUAGCGCUUCCAUCUAUGGUCGCGUCGUCCAUGCGAACGCGGAGACCUCUGCUGUGGAAGCCAAUUCUACCACCCAGAAUGCCUCAACAACCAGAGACUGCCCCACCCUCAGGAAGACGAAGAAGUCUUGCAGGCCUACUUUGCCCAAGGACCUCCCGGAGAAUGCAGAAACCGACGGCAAGAUCGCUGCGACCAAGCACCCGAACGUCGGAAAGAAGAGGGGACUGCGUCUGGCGCCCUACGACCAUGAGAACGGCAAGUGGAGGACCGACUUCGCGAUGAAGACCGGGGAGGGGGAUACGGAGGAAGACCGACCGUACUGGGUCUCAGGGAGGGACAUCGAAAAAGUCAUGCUCCCAAGCCAAUACAAGGAGUAUACGGACGUCCCAUCCACCAUGUACACCCGUGUGCACGGCCUCUUCCCCCAACCGGUGCUGACCUCGCGCUCGAAAGCUCACAACUACAUGCGAGACUGGGAAAAGGAAUUGAUCUUGAAGCAAGCCGUCUUCGUCGUCAUUACCAACCUGGAGCCGCACUACGCGCAAUGUGCCAAGGCCCUCCGCAAAGAGCACGGCAUCCACGAGACUCCGGACGACCUAGAGGACCCCAAAGCACUGCUCCGCCAAGCCGCCUUCCCCCGCAUCGACCAGCCCAACUACCUUAUCUACGCAGGCCCCAACCUUUGGGAACUCGAGAUCAUCGUAGCGAGGUUUGGGCCCAAACCCAAAGACAAGCCGGAGGACAAGGAGCUGACGCUCGGCGUGCCAAGAGUAGAGUCUGAAUUGUGGUCAAGUCUGGCGUUGAAAUGGCUUGCCACCGGCGACCUUGGUUCGCUCAAGCCGAAGGGAUGGAGGACACCGGAGGGCGAAGCAAAACACGGGGGAUCACCGAGGUUCAGAACUCAACGGGGGCACCCAGCAGUGGACGCACAGGCGGUCAUCCACGGAGGGGUACGGACAACGACAACCUCCGGGGGAAAGACGAACAAGGGCAAAUUCCCUUACCCCACAGCAGAAAGUCGACACGUGAGAUACGGCCUUGGGUGGGCGGAAUACCUAGAAUUUGCGGAGAAUGCCACGGCACACAAGCGCAUGGCCAUUUGCCACGAAUGGAUCGACCCCGCUAGCCAUGCCCGACGGAGGAAGGUUAUCGACAACCUCCCUGCCCAAUGUCAACACAACAUUCCUGCGGGCUCCCCAGGCACUAUGUGUGUCAUCAACUUCAAUGUGACCGUCUACUGCCACGUGAACCCCAACGCCCAUGGGUUCACCGUUCAAUACAUCCACGGAAGCUUCUCUGCCGGAGACCUCGCCUUCUGCAAUUUGCAUCUCCGUGCCGACACACCCUCGGGCACGAUCACUUUGGUCCGCACCCAGCUAGCAGAACACACAGUGCUGGAUUGGGGACCACUGCCCGGGCGGAGCUGGACCAACACCUGGCGUUUCAGUCAGCCCGCCACGACGCCACAGGAUGUCCUGCACGCCCAUAGCCGGAAGGAACUUCGGGAAUCCUGGGCGAAGUACCGGGGCGGCUCAUGGCCUACCCAGGGGCUCAACAUUGCCCAGCGUCCCAAGGCCGACGUAAACUUCGAUUCUCAAAGUCAGCUUGAGACCCUCAAGACGAGCCUGCAGGAGUUGCCAGACAUCUACAUCGGCCACACUUCCAUCGCCAGCGGCGACGGAAUGGGCAACCCAGACCAAUUUAACGAGGAUAGGCGGAACAUGCUGUCCCGUUACACGGCAGGCGUCGACGACUUCGCCCCGAUCGCCCGCCUCCAGCAGCAAGAGACUGCCUGCAGAGCCCACGCCACCCUCGCCGCCAGCGAGCACGCCACCCUCGACGACAUCCUGGAUGCAAUUGUCGCUCGGUACCCUACUACCCCUCCGACCUCACCCCCGCAACCACCUCGCCCUACGCUCUGA